AUGCCCGCCGAUCGCAACGCUGCCGAGCCCCCGCGCGUGUACGCGGCGGGCGACUUCAGCUGGAUGGAGGACGAGCGCUACGGCGGCAAGAAGUCGCUCUGGACGCGCGUGAAGGAGGACCCGCUCGUGCCGCUCGGCUGUGCGGCGACCACGGCCGUGCUACUGGGCGGACUGAUCACCUUCCAGCGCGGCCAAUCCAAGCUGGGCAACAAGUUCAUGCAGGCGCGUGUCGUGGCACAGACAGCCACGGUCAUCGCUCUUGCGGGAGGUGCUGCGCUGGCCGCUGGCGAGAAGCAGGAGAAGAAGAAGCAGAGCUACGAGGACCGCAUGAAGAUCCAGCUACGCGACGAGGGCAAGUGA
Messenger RNA from Phytophthora sojae, 360 nucleotides. RefSeq lists its product as hypothetical. Lineage: Eukaryota; Oomycota; Peronosporomycetes; Peronosporales; Peronosporaceae. The transcript has a single exon. The record is from RefSeq and is a predicted model, not a curated record. The coding region runs from base 1 to 360 and encodes 119 amino acids.